AUGAGUCUCACAGCCACAGGACGGCCAGUGGAUGCAGCACGGCACAUUUCUCUGCUGAACACACCAGCCGAACAAGUGGAGCUGCUGGCGCGUGCUUGUCAUGCGGCGCAUUUUGGCCUGAACAAACGGGACGGUUAUGAAGCAGCAUUUCACACGGCUGAGAAACUGACACUGGACGUCGACCAUUUCGCUGCCAAAUUUGAUGUGCAGCGCUGCGGUAUUUUAGCACGGGUGAAGAACGACCUUCUCGGUCGCCACAACAUCACCAAGUCGGUGGAGUGUGAGCUCUACAAAUUGAAUGUCUUUCGCGAAGGUGACAGCUGGAGAACAUACAAUGGCACGCCGGGCAGCGCAAAGAUGUUUGGAUCGCUGGUGAUCGUGUUCCCUAUUCCGCACACGGGCGGCAAGUUCAUUCUGCGCCACGGCGGGAAAGAGUGGUCGUUCGAAACCGGGAAGGAGCUGGCCGCCACUGCACGUCCGUCAGUCGGCUACGUUGCUUUCCGCAAUGACGUCGAACACGUUAUGGGCCCUGUCUUGUCGGGACACCGCGUCACGCUGACCUACAACCUGUACUUCGGCAAUAGAUAUAAUACUGCUCAGACAGGUCUGCCGAAGUCGAAAUCCAUCCGUCAACAGGAAAAAGAGUUUAAGAAGGGAAUGGAGCAGCUGUUGGCAGAUCCUUAUUCUUCCUUCCGCACGGCGGCUGCAUUGGUUUCGGCCUGCAGCACGAAUAUCCACUGAGCGCCAGCACGGUUGCCGCGAGUUUCGCUGGGCGUCUGAAGGGAAGCAACGCCGUAAUCGAACGCGUAUGUAAGCAGUUAGGCAUACCUAUUGAGCCGAAGAUCUUCACCAGAACCUGGGACAUCAACAGAAAAGAUCGCGACCGCUACCCCGAUCCGGAAAUGGAAGUCUUAACUGACCGGGUAAUGGAUUUUUCGGGCCAGCAAGAAGUCCAAGAAGACGAGAUGGUUAAGAUGUUUAUCGGAGAUGGCGCUCUUUUUCUCCCUCAUUUGCGCGCGGAUGAUCGCAGACCUUGCGCUACGAUCUACGACAAAGAAAUAGACGAUCACGUUCCGGUCCCGACCACCGACAUUCACUGGAUUACGGAAGUCACGCAGCACAACACUGUGAAGACCGAGUACGUGGCAUAUGGAAACCAAGCUGGCCUGGACCAUCUGUACGGAACCAUCUGCCUCAUUGCGUUUGUCGGUCCUCCUGGAAAUCGUUGACAGUCUUGAACGGACUCGUGACACACUCGUUCGAGUUAUUAAGUACUUCUACUCUGACAAGUUGUUUUCUUCGGUGUUCAGUCGGAUAAUUAAAUACUCUGCUCGCCUGGCUCUGGGCGUUUUUGCACUGCACAGCGGCUUACCUUCAAAUUUUUUUGUUGCAUACAGGAUUUUUCCUCGACACUCGCUCUUGUUAUGUUUUGCCUGCUCAUAUUUUCGAGAUUCUGUCUAAGAACUUGAUGGUUUGACCAAGAACUAAGCAGCCCACGCUCGAAGUCUAAUCUGGAGUCACGUUCGCGGACAGUCGCAGUCAAGUACUGGACCAUG
Messenger RNA from Paramacrobiotus metropolitanus, 1556 nucleotides. RefSeq lists its product as uncharacterized. NCBI's taxonomy places the organism in Eukaryota, Metazoa, Tardigrada, Eutardigrada, Parachela, Macrobiotidae. The transcript is spliced from 4 exons. The record is from RefSeq and is a predicted model, not a curated record. Bases 1 to 741 code for a protein of 246 amino acids.